CAAAGUCACAAGUACUCCCUCCCAGAGCCGACCUGUGGGGCGGGCAAGGCUCAAAAGCGAGCGCCCUCGUGCGGCAGGCGACAGACGGGCAGCCCUCGCGCGACCGCCAUGAGCACGGCUGUGGACGCGUGCGCACGCGCGUGCUCGUGCUCGUGCACGGACGAGUGCAGGUGCGAGCCGGCGUACGUGGGGAGGGCCCGCUACGACGGGGUGGCUGCGCGCGAGGCCGAGGAGUUCUUCAAGGACGAGGACUUCCCCGUGGGGGAGCCCACCCUGGCGGGCGACGUGCCCGAGGGCGUGCUCUGGAGGCGACCACACCUGAUACCCGAUGGAUUACAACUGAAACCUGGCGGUUCGGAAAAUAAGUACACCGGCAAAGUUACAAUUCGUCUUUGGGCGAGUGGUUCUAGAUUUGAUAUGAAAAUCGAUGAUCGAUUACCAGUUAUGAAUACCAAAGACGGUUUAAAACUGGUGUUUGGUGCUUGCAAAGAGACUUCUGAAUUUUGGCUUCCUUUGGUUGAAAAGGCCGUUGCUAAAUACCAUCGAGGAUACAAAAAUCUACAAGGAGGGCAAAUAGCUGUAGGGUUAAUGAUCCUUACAGGUUAUUCAGUAAACAAAAUAAAAUUGGUUAAAACUAAACCCACAGAAAAUUUGUUUACGUUUUUGCAGAAAGAGUUGGCCCGAAAAUCUUUAAUUACGGCAGUCGGAAAAACUAAAGAGCUAAUCCGGAUAUCAACAAUGGCCCUCGAGAAUAGACGUGAUGGCGAAGAGAGUGCAAAUGAAAGCAUGAACCACAGCUACACGGUAAACAAGGUGCUGCAGUUGUCUGACAGCAGGCAGCUCCUCCGCAUCCGCAACCCCUGGGGCACGGAGACGGACUGCACCGGCAAGUUCCGCAUCACAGAGGACGUCCUCAGGGAUCUUCCUUCCGCCAUCCUCGACGAGCUGUUACAGUGCCCUUGCAGCGAUGGCGAGUAUUGGCUCGACGAGAAGGGCUUUUAUGACAAAUUUUUGGAAUUGUGCGUCGCCAAUGAGUAUCCUUCGGUCUCAAGAAACAAAUUAGUGCCUUCUACAAACGUCGUAUCUGGUAGAGGAAUGUGGGUUGGCAAAACUGUUGGGGGUCCUCCUGGCAGUAAAACCUUUGAUAAUAAUUGUCAGUUUUUGUUUCAAAUCGACAUUGAAGACAAAGAAUCAGUGAAGGGAAAAGUCCCGGUGCUGUUGGAGCUAAUUCAAGAUUUGCAUCGGAAAUCCUCCCCAUAUAAAUCGGGAAUGCAAAUUUACACGCUAAAGGGGAAGCUGGCCACGUGGCAGGCGGUGGGUGCACCCCUGGUGAAGCGCUACUCGUGGGCGCAGCUGAGGAACAGCUCGUACGCGCAGUCGGCGGCGGCGGCGGAGUGCGGCGUGGCGCAGGCGUGCGUCGUGCGUGGCUACUUCGAGCUCACGCCGCACGCCCCGCACGUGGCGGUGGCGUGGGUGCAACGGGGCGUGCCGGCCGUGGGCUUCCUCUUGCGCGUGUACUCGCCCGCCGGCGUCGUCGUGCGCCUCAGGACCCUGCCCGACCCGGUCUAGUCGCGCACGCCCCCUCGCGGACGGCGGCGGCUAAAAGGCGCUCGACCAGCUCCUGGCGUAUACUAUACGAAAUACACUAGUUUCUCAUCAAUGACUUCAAUUCAGUCAUAUAGCAUUAAAAUUAAUACUUUUAUUACCAUUUGCUACGUGCAGUUUUUAAAUUAAAACCUUUUGCUGGUUUUCCAGAGUCCUGUUUUCUCAACACAUGAUUCUACUCUGUUCACAUACGAAAUAUUUUAGUUUUGGCCUAGCCUUGAUACCUGUGAAUUACGUUUGCCCUGAUGGAACAAUUUCUUUAUUUGUAUUCUCAUGGUCAUCACUCUCGUUGUCUUUCUCUCUGAAAGACCCUUUUACACCAAUCACGAUUUCUAGCCAGGUGAUAAUUACUUAUUAUAUUCUUGAGUUCCAGUCGGAGUCUUCUCGCUCGACAAACUUGCCAUAGAUCAGCUGAAACAAUAUCCUCA
Gryllus bimaculatus (two-spotted cricket) is the source of this 2033-nucleotide messenger RNA. NCBI's taxonomy places the organism in Eukaryota, Metazoa, Arthropoda, Insecta, Orthoptera, Gryllidae. The record is from the annotation of a GenBank genome assembly.